GUUUCUCCCUCUCUCUUUCUCCUUCAAAGGCUUGUUGAACUGCCUGCGCUGCACUUUCCUUCUCUCCUGCCAAUCGACGCUCAGGCCCGGGAGUCCCAACUGAAUUGCCAACACUUGAUUUGUUUUUCGCAUGCGAGAAACACCACUUCACUUCCUCGUCCCUGCUUCAUCCACCUGAUCCUGAUUCUUCUUCACCCCCCGUGAAUCUCUGUUUCCUCGAGUGUGCUCCAGCAUCCUGCAUCCUUAACCAUCUCGACAUCCGUUGUCUUGUUCCAACUCUUCGGAUCCUACAAUUCUUAACCCUCUGCACGUCCGCGCGCCCUACCGCGGCCCUCGUCAGACCCCCCGGUUUCAUCAUCGACCGCUCAAAGUUCCCACACCUCAUUUCGAAAGCCUCACCUACGCAAAGUGGGGAAAUUAGCGCUUCUUCCGCCAACCCUCACUCUGUUCCCGCACUCUCUCUGCUGCUGCAUACCCAAUCCUCGACCCUCUCUUUUCGACUCGAGUCUCAACGGUCGUCCGCACUUUGAGCUCGUCGCCAUCCAUCGAAUUUUUGGCCGAGAGAUUCGCAGUCGACUGUGUCGCAAGUCAACGCUCUCAGUCUUCCCACUUCGGCUUCCGCGCGUCUCGUCUCCUCCUUGGACGUUCCCCGAGCGCCUUCUCCCUAGCCGACUGCUUCGUCGCCAAAGUGGCUCCCACACCUCCCUAGAAAUUGACAAUGUCGCAAAACAGGCCUGGCGGAGUGUUCUCUGGCUUGCGCAUGGGCGAGGUGGUACGGGAAAAGGUGCAGGAUGGCCUCACUGGGGAAACGAGGGAGAUGCAAUACACCCAGUGCAAGAUCGUUGGCAAUGGCUCCUUUGGCGUCGUCUUUCAGACCAAAUUGUCUCCCAGCGGGGAAGAUGCUGCCAUCAAGCGAGUUCUUCAGGACAAACGAUUCAAGAACCGCGAAUUACAGAUCAUGCGAAUCGUCCGACAUCCCAAUAUCGUUGAGUUGAAGGCCUUUUACUAUUCUAACGGUGAACGGAAGGAUGAAGUCUACCUAAAUCUCGUCCUCGAGUACGUGCCGGAGACAGUCUACCGAGCCUCGCGCUACUUCAAUAAAAUGAAGACAACCAUGCCAAUUCUUGAGGUCAAAUUGUACAUUUACCAGCUCUUCCGGUCCCUGGCCUACAUUCACUCGCAAGGGAUAUGCCAUCGAGACAUCAAGCCGCAGAAUCUCCUACUCGAUCCUUCGACUGGCGUGUUGAAGUUGUGCGAUUUUGGAAGCGCAAAGAUUCUCGUUGAAAAUGAACCGAAUGUGUCCUACAUCUGUUCUAGAUACUACCGAGCCCCAGAGUUGAUUUUUGGUGCCACAAACUACACCACCAAGAUCGACGUCUGGUCUACUGGCUGUGUGAUGGCGGAGCUUAUGCUCGGUCAACCUCUUUUCCCUGGCGAGUCGGGUAUCGAUCAGCUUGUCGAGAUCAUCAAAGUCCUCGGGACGCCAACGCGGGACCAGAUUCGUACUAUGAAUCCCAAUUACAUGGAGCAUAAAUUUCCUCAGAUCAAGCCUCAUCCGUUUAAUAAGGUUUUUCGGAAGGCAUCCCCUGAUGCUAUUGAAUUGAUCUCCGCUCUUCUGGAGUACACACCCACCCAACGGUUGUCUGCCAUCGACGCAAUGGUUCAACCUUUUUUCGACGAAUUGCGAGACCCUAGCACACGUCUUCCUGACUCUCGACAUGCUGGUGGUGCUUCACGCGAACUUCCACCUCUUUUUGAUUUCUCUCGUCAUGAACUUUCCAUCGCACCUCACCUCAACAACAAGCUCGUCCCUGCACACGCACGAUCACUUCUGGCCAGCAGGGGUCUUGAUGUGGACAACUUUACUCCUCUUACCAAAGACGAGAUGAUGGCUCGCCUUGACUGAGUCAGAGUUGCCGACAACGUUACGAAGUCAUGCCGAGAGGAAAUUUUGCUUCACCAAUGCGAGCAUGUUUGGGCGUCAUGCGAAGUGCGUUGGCCUACUACUACAGCGGGGCAACCAGCCAUCACGCUUCUAGAUGGAUAUCUUAGCAUUCAACAAGGUAUCUGUCGCGAACAACAACGGCUUAUUCGUGCUGGUCAGAAAUACAGGCUGUAGCCUCGCGACAAAACGACCUUGAUACAAAAUAGGGCUGAGCGUUUAUGAAAAAUUGACCUUUCAUUGGUCCGGCAGGGAAAGAUUGCUCUCAUCAUCGGGUCAUGGCAGCAGUGUGUUUGAGUUAUGAAUGGGAAGGAAAGAAAGUGAAGGGAAUGCUCGGCCGUCUUGGGCAAACGGGCUUGUGCUCAGGAAUAUGCAACAGACCAUAUGCUGCUGUUCGUAUAUUGAUAGUGCGUUCAUCUGCAUAUGACUGGAUGGACCUUAUUAGAGAACUCGAACCACAGAAGCUUGAGGGCCUGAAACCUCAUUACAAUUA
Exophiala oligosperma is the source of this 2435-nucleotide messenger RNA. RefSeq lists its product as uncharacterized. Gene Ontology annotation, molecular function: protein serine/threonine kinase activity; ATP binding; protein serine/threonine/tyrosine kinase activity. Bases 719 to 1906 code for a protein of 395 amino acids. NCBI's taxonomy places the organism in Eukaryota, Fungi, Ascomycota, Eurotiomycetes, Chaetothyriales, Herpotrichiellaceae. Gene Ontology annotation, biological process: protein phosphorylation; signal transduction. Gene Ontology annotation, cellular component: cytoplasm. The transcript has 6 exons. The record is from RefSeq and is a predicted model, not a curated record.